CCAUUAGUGUUCCCUGGGCUGUGGCCUGCAGCAGGGUGACUGAGAGCAUGUGCCAGAGAGGCAGUUGCCCUGGGGCUUCAGCUCGCUGGGAGCACUGCAAUGACCAGGAGCUGCUCCCUGAAAGGGUCCAGGUUUCUGGGCAGGGGCAGAUGUCCUCAUGCUUUUAUCCCCUUAGCAGCAAAAUCCAAUGUUGCCUGCAUGGCUGUGAAGCCAAGAGCCAACUGUGUCUCCCAGCCAGGAGCCCUGGCUAGCAGUGCUGUCCCAAGGCAGCUGGGCAAGCAAGAUCCUCGUGCAGGGCUUGCCUGUUUUAGAUGUACGCAUAGGUCUGAGAGGAAGGGCACUGCCUAUGCCUCUUUACUGACUGUGAAAGGAGUCUAGAUGAUCAGCAGAGAUGUAGACUUCACAGUAGCCACCCUGAGGUUAGAUAAAACAACUCGCAUCCCCACUGUUUAAACCACGUGUUAACUCAUGCCCUAGGCAAAGACUGGAUUCCCCAGAUGGGCCAGGUGCAAACCAGACAGGUAGAAAUCUAGGUACCUAGGGCUCCAGCUAGGCUCUGGCCUCAGAACACAAGGCAGAGAUCUCUUGAGGAAGAUCUCUGCCCUCUUUCAGCUAUCUGAUACAUCCUGCUUGGGAUUGUGACCACUAACCUGCUGAAUGAAAACAUGGUCCAGGAUUUUGUUACCUUGAGCUGUUUUGUUUGUGCCAAGGAGAUAAAAACAGGUCUUGGAAAAUAAACCUGAAACUCCAGACAAGGUUUCUGUUGCUAAACUUGGAUGUCUGGCUGACUUUUGUUGAGCUGCUGAGAUCCUGGGUCUAACCUUGCAAGAGCUGUGAAGAUCUAAUUGCUGUUUCUCAGAUUCAGUCUGAUCCCCCAACUCCCACAAUCCCCUGGCAACUUUUCUUCUCCUGUCUCUGUUUCUUGCUACUGCAUCCCUGCACUGCCAUUCCACAGCCUCUCCACACUCUUGUCUGGUUUAGUUUGCUCACUGCUACACGUGCAGAUUCACAGACAGCUAGGGCAUGUGAACUACAAGGUCUUUUGAUUUAGCCUAACUCUGUCUUUUCAAAAGAACUAGAAUCCAAAGAACUAGAAAAGCAAACCACUCGAAACAAGACAGACAGGAAGAUACACAGUGGAUUUUUCUGUGCUCUCAUAAAUAAAAGUCAGACGAUCACAUGUUUUUCUAAAAAUAACACCCAUGGUGAGUGUUUCAGUAGGAAUAAUACUGACCUAGUUUGCAUGUUACCCACAUACAAAAAUAAGAUGGUGAGGAAACCCCAGUUGUCUGAUGUGGUAUUUGCAUUCGUUGAACCAGAUCUGAAUUGAGAAGCGGCUAAUUAGAUUGUAUAUUCUUACCUCUUCUGCUCUUCUAGAGGAUUCAGUGAAGUGGGAAAGGGGGAUGCUUGCUGGUAAGAUGGCACAGAGUGGUUGCUUUCCUUCUGCGGGUGCUUGACAUGCGUAUUGCCGCUGUCUGCGAUCACACAGCGGAGCACCGUGCCCCGUUGUCAAAGAGGGUUUGCGUAAGCAGGAAUCCUCUUCUCUAGAUUUGGUCCAGCACGUUCACUUCCAGAGAAAAGGCAGAUCAGAGGAGACCACAUAUAUGAAUUCAGCUUCCUGUCUCCAUCCAUUAGGCAGAGCUAGAUCAAAACAUUUUGCUAUUGAAGGAGGCCUUCUCUGGCUGCCUCUCAGCCCCAGAGGACUCAGACUGCUGGGCAGUCCCUGUCCUGUGACCAACACCGCAUGGCUUGCCUCUGUGGCCUCUGAAGGCCAACAGAUGCACUUCCCAUCCCUUGGAUAGCUGGGAAGCAGGGAAGUGUCAUGCAUGGGUCACAGGUAGGACAUGGCAUUGCCUCUUGAAGGCAUCACUAGCUUCAUGAGGGAAGGAUGUGUGUUGUGUGUAGAUAGUGGCUGAUCCCAUCACAACCUGGCAAUGCUGGGCUCAGCAGACCUAGCUGGCUCAUUUCCUCUUGGCAUAACUUUAGCCAGCAGUCCUUGAGCCAGCAGAGCCUUGCUGCAGACAGCCUGGGGACGGGAGCUGCAGCCGAGCUGCCGGAGAGCUGCCGGUGGCUCAGGAACCGCAAGCUGGCCACCCUGCUGUGUGGUUGUGGGCCCUAUGGCUUUGGCAGGUCUCAGCCUCUCCAAGGAGCUGGUGGCUGCCUCAGCUGCCACAUGUGUAGCAAUGAGGACUAUAGUCCUUUCCAGACUCCAAAAUGAGAACAGAAGCGUGUAGGGUUGUGCUUUGUGCGGAUGAGGAUAAAGCUCUUUUAGGACUGAUGGAAGCCAUUGCUUUCCCUUGAGAUUAUAUCCUCAUUUUUUUCUCUCUCAUGUAAGUGAUACAUGAAAUUCUGACUCUCUGAACAGCCUCAAUGCUGUGAAAUGUUCUCAUUCAGGCAGAGAAUCUAGGUCAGCCGUUCAGCAGAAAAGAUCCAGCCUUCAUUGACCAGAAUGCACAGGCCUGCAGCAGGACAAUUUUUCCUUGCUUGUUUUGUUCACAGCGAGCUCCUAAGACUGACAGCCAUUUUAUGGACAGCAGCUCCAGCUUCCUGUCAGCAGGAUAGAUGUAGGCAUUGCAGAUUCAAUGUACCACAGUAGAAAAUCAAUAAUAUGAAAUAUUCAUUUUGAUUUUUACCUAAGAUGGAACAAUCUUUUUUCAGUGAUGAAAAUCUGUACAUAUGUUUAAAAGGAUUUGAUUCAUAAGAUGAUACAUUAUGGGGAUGCACUUAAAUUUUGUCUCUGAUUCCUCACCUAUAAAUAACUGCUCUUACAUAUGGCAUCUAAUUAUUUAAUUGUAUAUGCAGAUUAGAUAGUCAUUUACAUGCUAUCCUCAAUGACAGCAACUAAUUGCACUGACAAUUAUUUCCAGGCACAUAUGGUAAUGCCAAAGGUUUUAAAUAUCAGCCAAUACCUGCUAUACAUACCAAUAUUUCUCCCCCUCUCUUUUCUCCAAAUAAUGUUAAAAUAAAUUAGUAUCACAAGGUACAUCUGUUUCCUAGAACUAGUUGUACCCAGACAGGAUCUGCUGUGGUAUAUAUUUUGUAUAAGACUACAGCCUAGCUUGGAAUUCCUAGUCUAUCUGUGUGCCAGCCCCCCAACACCGUGAAGCAAUAGGAGGGAAAGUGUAAAUAUGCUUUUUUUCAGCCAUGUUUAUAUGUGUGAAGGGGAGACAAUUGCAGAUGUAGAGGACUUCGGUCCCUACUUGACUCUGUAAGAAGUGUGAUCCAUAGCCAUUUUGAUCCAGAAGGUACUUUAUGGAUCUUUUGCUUUCCCUUUGCAUAGAUUUAGAUGACUACACAGGGCACGGUCAGUAGGAAUCAGAUCUAGGGAAUGCCCCGUUCAUUUUCUCAUCCCCAUCUGUAAAAUCAGUGCAGUCUUCUUUUUUCCUGAUGUGAAACAGGUUUUGAGCAGGAAAGCUUACAUUUUGCUGACUUUUUACCCAUUUUGCAUACCUAAAAUAUGUAUAACUGUGAACAGCAUGGUAACAGCCAAAGAGGCCUUGUUUGAACAUGUAACCAUUUUGGGGCUUGGAAACGUCAUGUCAAAAAUUCAUGUGGAAAAUACCAUUAAAAACACAUUCACUCAAACAAAAAAGCUCCAGGAAACUGCCUUAAAAUACAAUGACUCCAUGCUGAGCCAAGACCAGUUACAUUCAACUGGUUUAUAUUUUGUGCGAUUUUCAGAUGCUGUUGACUCCAAGGUAUUUACUGUCUCGUAGCCAUGGAGUGUACAAACACCACGCUGGCCUGGCUUCACUCUGAGAUGGAAGGAAAUAGCCGUGUACUCCAAUGCUUGGUUGAAAUGUGGCCUUAUUGAUUUAUUAAUCAAGUUUCAAGAGUCUCCACUCCUGAAAGCCAAAAUAUUUCUCUGAACUAGCAGUAGGAACCCACUCAAGAUUUGGGUCUUCUGAGUGCUGAAGUAAUGCGGGGGGACCCUGAGGAAUUGGAGAUACAGGCUGAGAAACUACUUCUGUGGGUGCUCUUCCUGCCUGUUGUCCCGAUCCCCUCCUAGGCAGGCAGAGGGACCAGGCUGCCCGUCCCUUGAACCCCUUCUCAGCACAAUGGAAAAAUCAGGGAAAGGGAAUUCCCAGCUUGGUACCAGCUUCUUUACUGAAGACAAAACUGCUACUUCCAGAAGGAUUGCUUUAUUCUUCUUUUACUAUAUGGCUGAGCAGGAGACACGUGGAUCUGCUUGGGUAAUGAAGAAGAUGAAGUGUUUCUGGGGACUCUUCAGGGGAGGCAGCAGCAAGGGGGAGAAAGCGACUGGUGAAGGUGUAAGGAUGCUUCCCAAGACCACUUGGAAGGAGAGAAAUGAGCUGGAAGCAAGGAAGAGAGGGAGACUGAAAAACGAAACAGACAACUUGCUAAAGAUUAUGACUACUAAGAAAAAAGCAGCUAAAAAGAAGCCUGAAAAUGAGAAUUUGGUAGGGAAUUUGGUGAAGACUACAACAUGUAGGAAGGAAGUAGAAGUAAAGUCUGCAGAGGAAAUCUGUGGAUUCAUUGAACAUGGGAAAUUUUGUCAAGCUAGUGAACGUAUUUAUGAUCUGGAGCAUUCUGGAAGCGAUAGUGUGGGAAAAUCUGAAUCGCUUUAUACACAGCUGGCUGAAGAGAUGUGGUCCACCGUGGGAAAAGCGUUCAGUGGAGGCGAGAGGAUAUCACUGGAGCCAUUGCAGUCAGUGGGCAAAUUGCUGAAGUGGGAGAAGAAGCUAAGGGAGGAGUUUGGCAGCAGCCAAGGGAUGGAGCCUGUUUCCACCUGGAUUCCAAGAUUCUGGAAGAAAGACCUGGAGGAAAAGCUAACAGAGUACAUGACAGCCCAGAUUCCCUACUUCGAUUCCACUAGUAACACAGAUGAGACUGCCUUAAAACAGCAUCUAAAACAGCUGGAAAUGACAUUUCUGCCCAGCCUGGAGUGCAGAAGUGAUUUCUUUGAGGAAGCAGGCCUGCCUGACAUGUAUGCCUGGUGCUUUCAUGCCUGCUUAUCUUCUCAUAUUUCUACCCUUACUGACAAUAACCAUGUUAGCUUCAGCCGAUGUCUGUUAGUUUAUGAAUGGUUCCUUGAAAUGUACAAAAGAGCUCUAUUUUCUGUACGCAGUGGCAAGUGGACAUUGCUGGGACUCAGACAGACCCCACACCACCUCCUUUCCCUUGAUGCACAGUGCCUCAUGGGGAUUAUUUUGAAGACAGAGGAAAAGUUACUUGCAGUCACCCAGAAGGAGGUAAGGGAAGCCCUGAAAAAAGUCUUUGACAGUGGGGAAUCCCCUUGUGCCAGUGCUGCAGUCAUUCAGGUAAUAGGAGAGAAGACAGAGGCUGCUGAGCGCGUCGGUAAGAGCCUGAGGGAGCGAGUGGAAGCCGUGUGCCUGGAGGAGUACCUGAGCUUCCUCAGGAGCUAUGAAAAUGAAGUAAGAAGCUUUCUCCAGUUCCAUCAGAUCAGCAGCAGCCAACAAAUCCUCAACAACUUCUUCAUUCUCAGAGACACCUGGAAUAAGCUAACAUACAUUUGCAGUGCCAGCACCGAUCAGGAUGUUAAGGUAAAAGGAUUUCUAGACCAGAUGGAAGACAAGAUUGUAGAACAUCUUCGGCAGACAAUCACUUCUGAAGUCAAGGGAAUACUAAAGAAUCACUUCAAAAACCAUGACAGUAGUUUAAGCUACACCCUAGAAUUAUUAAGGCAAAGCUUUCUGACAUUUAAAGAGAAAAAUACAGGCAAGUAUAAGGAUCUUGUCAAGGCUGUCAAAGUCGUCAUUAUCACAGAAUAUGUGCAGGCCCUCCUGACCACUUCCAGGAAACCGUCUUCUAGGCAGAGGAGGAGGAUUGUCAGCAAGAUAGAAGAAGAUUAUAGGAUACUACAAACCAUCUUUGAAGAAUGCUUAGGUCCUGAAGGAGGUUCCCUCCAGGAUCCAAUAAAAGCAAUUCUAGAACUUAUUCAAACUUCUGAUGCCGAAGGAAUGAAAAUAGCCCUUCUGCCCAUUCUCAGAGAUUUUCCUGAUCUAAGGCAAGAACAUCUGAACAUCAUACUGGACCUCAAAGACUCACUCAGCCGAAGAGACAGAGCUGCUCUCUUGAAGAUAUUUCAUGAUAAUUGUGAGGAAAUUGGAGAUAUAGAGGUAAAAUCUAGGACAUACGGACUGUGUGACUGCUUCUGUUAGCAAAGAUCUCUCUGCCCUGUAGCAGCACCUGCAAUCACAGCUCCUUGGGAGUUUCUGGGAUGCUGUGGUCGGAGGCACGAAGAAGCAGGCCAGCUGCAGAAGACAAUUCCUGCACUUCUUCAAGAAAACCAUGAGGCCUAAAUCCCAAUCUUCUGUGCAAAGAUGUGCUGGAUGGUGCAUAAGAAGGUCAAAGCAGAGUGAUACUCCUGCAACAUUUCCUAGAGACUGCAGCUUGGCUGCGUGCAGUUGCUCAUUCUCAGGAUGUGGCAUGGUGCUAUGUGGAGGGGGAACCUCCCAAAUUUCCUACAUGCCACCUCAGAUGUAACCAGGGACUGCUGUCCCAUCCUAGUGGGUGACACGGCACCUCUGUGUCCACAGCUGACCUGGAUCCAGCCCCGCAACCUCAGUCCUGGCACCUGCACGGGAGCGGUGCAGAGAGGGGCUGCCCCGGCAGGCCGUGGGAGGAUGCAGCCGCCGUGGCUCGUGGCAGCCUGUGGCUGCUGGUCUUGCACAAGUUUUACAGCAGGCUCUGAGGCUGAGCUUUGCAUUCAUUUUACACCUCACUUAAUGGAAAUUUCUCUUUCUGUGGGAAGCAGCUGCUUUGCAGAGGGACUUCUUACUGCGGAGACUCUCGUGGGAAGCAAGCGGGCAGUGAAGGUCGCUGUUCGUCCCAACCUCGCACAAGGCCUAUGCUGCUUUCAGAUGUAAAUAGGCAGCUACGCAUCUACUGCCUGGUCACAGCCUCCAAGCUGCAUUUGGAUCAAAGCCCUCAUUUGCUAUUGUAUCGAUAUAGGUCGUUUGCAGUUGUGUUGAUAUAGGUUGUUGGCCGCUCUGGCCACGUCAGCCAGCUAACAGUAUGGAAAAGCGGUGCUGUCUCCCACACUCGGUCUUCCUGAGCAGCCGUUCCUGCUCGGAUGUGCUCCCUCAUCUCCUGGCACUUGAACAGACUCUCCUUUAACUAGAAAAGGGGCAGAUCUGGGAAUAACCAUAAGGGCUCCUGGCCGUGGGCACGGCCAGCCCUGAGACCCCAGGAAGCCCUGGGCAGGCACCGUGGCGCCGCUCGGCGCAGCAAGCCCCUCUGGCCUGGGAGCUGCGUGGGGGCAAGAAGGGGCUGAUGGCCGCUGCUGUUUGUGCUCCUGGCGCAGCGCCCGAGUCACGCCGAGCUGGUGGUUUAAUCAUCGCGAGGCUUCGGCGCUGUCAAAAUCCAUCGCUUGGACCGGAAAAGGGGAGGAAUAGGGUUCCCACGAACGCCUGCAGCCUGCCCGGCCCUACUGGUUGCAAAUCCACUUCAAAAGCCCAAACUUCACAUCCUUUGCAUUUUAUAAUUGCCCCUUGCUGCCCCAGGUAUAGCCUUCCAUGGAUUUGCAGAGAUGCGGUGACCCGGCGGCGCUAAGCGGGGUGGGAACCCAGCAGACUGUGCUAUUCCUCCUCCUGCGCUGCCUAAUGGACGUUUUCUCAGGAAGUGAUCACAGGCCUUGCUUUUCCACAGCAGGAUUAGAGGUGGCCUCUGCUUGUUGGAUUUUCUAUCAGCGGUGCUUCUGGAGGAAAUAAAUAAAAAGCCCUCAGAUGUUUUGAUCAUGGUUGUUCUCAAAAUAAUUCCUCAGCACUUGGAGGGUUCCUUCCAAAAGCGCUUUGGUUGCUACGUGCCUCUCUCCCGUUGGACGUUCAUGCUUGGGGAAGCGCAUACGCUGCUGGUGAGCUGAGGAAGCUGGCGGGGCUGCACAGUUUUGCGCUAGUGACCUGGCUCAGAGCGAGUCUGUGCUGCAGCUCCCGGCUCCACUGCUGCUGGCUGGGCAGUGCCUGCUGCUCCAUGUGCUCUGGGCAAAAGAAGACUGCUUUUGGUGGGGUCUCUAAACCACAGAUUCCUCUGCCCUGCGUAGAGCAUCAUGCCACAGGAAGGGUAGAUAAAGACUUCGCUUCAGGAAGGAAACCUCAGAUUGGGAACCUUCUCCGUGGCCUUUAGCAUCAGUGGCCUGUGGAUGGUUUUCUGGAGCAGGAGGAUGCCGGGGUGUUCACCAGGAUGCGGGAAUGGAGACGGGGGCAGAGCGGCUGUGUCACUGGGGGCAGAUGGCGGGUGGCCUGCAAGUCACCUGGCGGAGCAGGCGGGGUGUGGGGAGGCCCCAAGAUGUGGGGGAUCCGAGUUCGCUCCUGGGCAAGGAGGGCUGAGCAGAGGGAGGACGGCAGGCACCGGCGGGGCAGCUCCCAGUGCGUCCCACAGCUCCCAGUGCAUCCCCCAGCCGGGCCAGGGGAGAAGCCGAGACCCGGGAAGGAUGCGCGGCUGGUGCCAUCUAGCGGAACCGGGACGGCUGGGAAGGGCUCUGGCUCCGCUGUAUUUCCUCUUUGGGCUGGCACCGGCCGCCGGUGCCCCGCGGAGCCCCCGCAGCGCUGGCCGGAGCCCGCGGGCCGGAGCCCGGCAGGGCGGCCGCGGGGCUGCCCGGCGGCCGGAGCCCGCAGGGGCGCCGCUCGCCUUCAGCGCGGUCGCUCCGGUGAGAGCAAGUUUACUCGGCAGCAGAAAUAAAACAGGUAUGUGUUAGCUGACCUUUCCUCCCUCCUUCCCAGGGCCCUGGGCCUGUUUCCUCUGUCCUACCCGCCAGCUCCACACCUGCCAGCUCUCCUUUUCUCUCAAGUGGUCUGAUUGCUGGAGAUAAAGCAAAUAAACUGGGAACAGUGCUAUUCAA
Rhea pennata is the source of this 8821-nucleotide messenger RNA. RefSeq names its product exocyst complex component 3-like protein 2. Gene Ontology annotation, cellular component: exocyst. Gene Ontology annotation, biological process: exocytosis; exocyst localization. Bases 4059 to 6143 code for a protein of 694 amino acids. The transcript has 15 exons. Gene Ontology annotation, molecular function: SNARE binding. The record is from RefSeq and is a predicted model, not a curated record. Lineage: Eukaryota; Metazoa; Chordata; Aves; Rheiformes; Rheidae.